UGGCGCGUGCGUAAAAUAAGCCGUACCUCAAGAUGGCGGCUGCCAGGGGACCCAUGUUGCUGAGGAAUAUAAUGGGUCAUAUGUUGGUCCGAGCGGUAGUUAGGAGGUCGUUCUGGGUGCAGAACACACCCAGCACUUUCCUCCUGAGGCCUAAGCAGUUGCCUUUCCGGAUUUGCAGCACGGAGGCUGGCCAGGCUGGAUCUGCAGAACCGGCUGCGUGUGAGACAGAAUCACGGUUUAAAGAGAAGCCAUGGGAGUACUUGACGUCGGAAGAAUACAUAGAAAGGUAUGGCGACAAUCCUGUCUGGUUUGGCUACAGGCGCAAUCACAAAGGCCAGGUUGCUCCCCAGAAGACCCGGAAGACUUGCAUUAGAGGAAAGACCGUGUGUGGGAAUCCCUGCCCCAUCUGCAGAGACCAAAACCUCUUCCUGGAUUACCGGAAUGUGAAGCUCCUAGAACAGUUCAUUUGCCCCCACUCUGGAAUCACCUAUCACCCAACCCAAACAGGGAUCUGUAUGAAGAAGUAUAAACAGUUGACCAACGCCAUUCAGCAGGCUCAGGACAAUGGCUUCCUGUUUUUCCAUAUCCCCUUCAUCAGUUUCCAUGGUCAAGAUUACAGUAACCAGCACCCUGCUGUUACCACAACCCCUCCAUCCCCAGCUUUGCUCAACAAAGCUGCUUGGUACGACUGGUAUGACUGGCAGCAGCCCCCUGAGAAGAAGAUUGCGCUGAUGAGGAGGAUUUACAAGAACUACUUGAGGGAGGAGAGCGGCCCUCCCUGAGGCUGUCAGGUGGCACUGGAGAGGACGGAACAUUCCUUGGUAAUGGUGGGAGGUCCUCAUAGGCCCUCUGAAGAGGGGAAGGCCUACUUUGAUUUUGGGUGCUUUUUUAAAAAACAAAAAUCCACCUGGUGCUUGCAUUAUCAAUAAAGUCUG
Messenger RNA from Gekko japonicus, 935 nucleotides. RefSeq names its product mitochondrial ribosomal protein S18B (gene MRPS18B). The record is from RefSeq and is a predicted model, not a curated record. The transcript is spliced from 7 exons. Gene Ontology annotation, molecular function: structural constituent of ribosome. Lineage: Eukaryota; Metazoa; Chordata; Lepidosauria; Squamata; Gekkonidae. The coding region runs from base 33 to 782 and encodes 249 amino acids. Gene Ontology annotation, biological process: mitochondrial translation. Gene Ontology annotation, cellular component: mitochondrion; ribosome.